UCCAAUAAAUAAUUGAAACCACUCUUGCUCUCUCUUUACAAACUUAUUUUAUUGCAAAUUAUAUAAAUAUAUUUGUUUCCUUCAAUAAAGUAAAAAAUAAACCAAAGAAAGUAAGAUAGAUUUUAAUUCUGAGUUCUAACCUCCGUAAUCAGUUAAAUUAAAGAAUUGCUUUUCUUUUUUAAGAUUAUUAUUAUUAUUAUUAUUAUUAGUUUACGAAAACAGUUAACUUUGUUGUAUAUGCUCCGGGGUGAUGCCUACGGCGGUGAGUGUGGCCAGGCAAUGUUUGACGCCGGAGGCUGCGCACGCGCUAGAUGAGGCCGUGGCCGUGGCUCGCCGCCGUGGUCACGCCCAAACGACGUCGCUUCAUGCGGUCUCGGCGCUCCUCUCGCUUCCGUCGUCGCCUCUCCGAGACGCGUGCGCGCGUGCCCGUAACUCAGCUUACUCCCCUCGUCUCCAGUUUAAAGCUCUGGAGCUCUGCCUCAGCGUUUCUUUGGACCGAGUCUCGUCGACCCAACUAGCUGACGACCCCCCCGUGUCCAACUCGCUCAUGGCCGCUAUUAAACGCUCCCAAGCUAACCAGAGAAGGCACCCCGAGAAUUACCAUAUGUACCACCAAAUUCCUCAACAGUCUUCUAUUUCUUGCGUCAAAGUCGAGCUACAACAUCUUACUCUGUCGAUUCUUGACGACCCGGUUGUCAGCCGGGUCUUCGGUGAAGCGGGUUUUCGGAGCUCCGAGAUAAAGCUCGCUAUUUUGCGACCUUUUUCACAACUCCUCAGAUAUUCGCGAUACAGGGGACCCCCUGUUUUCCUCUGUAACUUGACCGAGUACCCUCCGAAUCAAGUAAACCGGAGCUCCAGCUUCUCCUUCCCUGGUUUCCCCGCCGGAAUCGUAUCCGACGGAGACGGGAAUUGCCGCCGAAUAGGAGAAAUACUUAUCCGGAACAAAGGAAGAAAUCCUCUUCUCGUGGGUGUAUGCGCUUACGAUGCACUUCGGAGCUUCACUGAGGUUCUUGAGAAGAGAAAAUAUGGCGUUUUGCCAGUUGGGUUAUCUGGAGUGACUACAGUUUGUAUCGAAAAUGAUGUUUCGAAGACGAUUAUGGAAGAUUCAGAAAAAGGGUCUUUGAGUUUAAAGUUAAGGGAGGUAAGUCAGCUAGUCGAGCAGUGUUCUGGGUCGGGUUUAGUUUUGAACUUUGGUGAUUUGAAGAACUUCGUGGAUGAAAAUUCAACGGUUGAUGUUGCAAUAGUGAGCAAUGUCGUCGACCAAAUAACGAGGUUUUUGGAGCUUCAGACCGGGAAAGUGUGGUUAAUCGGUGCCACGGCAAGCUACGAGAGCUAUUUGAAGUUUGUGAGUAAGUUUCCGUCGAUUGAGAAAGAUUGGGACCUUCAACUUCUUCCCAUAACCUCUCUCAGAUCUUCCAUGCCUGAAUCGUAUACCAGGUCUAGCUUGAUGGAGACAUUUGUUCCUCUUGGUGGAUUCUUUUCAGCACCAUCUGAUGUAAAGUUCCCUUUAAGCAAUUCUUUUCAAUGCCUGUCCCGCUCUCUCCAGCACAGUGAUAAUUCUGAGCAUGAAGUAUCUAAUGUGUCAAAGCCGGGCAUCACCUCUUCGGUUGCAGAUCAGAGUCCAUCUAGCUUGCCUUCUUGGUUGCAAAUGGCAGCACUAAAUUCUAAGAAGGAAUUGGAUGUGAAGACCAAAGAUGAUGGAGAUCUAUUGAAUGUCAAAGUUCCAGGGCUGCAGAAGAACGAGGAUAAUGCUUCUCACGAUGCUAGACGAUUUCCUGAAGCAAACUUGUAUCCAACUAUAGUCGGGUUCCAGUCUGGCAAAAAUAACAGGGACAUUGUUGCUAAUGAGGAUGUUUCCUCACAUGGAGCUACUAGGCACAUGGAUCUAAAUUCAUGCUUGCCAACGGAUGUUGAAAAGUUUUCAGCAUCACAAGCAAGCAAUCCUUUUCCUGUUUCCAAAGAGAAGACAGAGAGUUUUUCAUCUGGAAUAUGGGAAAAGCCUUCUAAAGAUGAAGAUCUCGAGUCGGGUGGUGCCAGGUCUCCUCGUUGCAGUAUCUCCAAUUCAAGCAAUGGUGAUGGAAAUCAAAGAUCUCCUGCGUCCGCAACUUCUGUGACCACAGACCUAGGCCUGGGAAUUUUCAUAUCAGGAGGUUUUAACAAGUUGAAGAAACCUGAAAAUCAAUAUCACUUGGAGCUUAGGCAAGACAUCUCAGAUUGUUGCUUGGAAAAUGCUAAUUCAGCCAAUGGUUAUCUGUUUAAUCAUAGACCUCAGUCAACAUCUGCUAGUCUGGACAAUCAUAGGCAAUUUGAUCCAAGAGAUGUGAAGAUGCUCUUUAGAGCUAUGUUUGAGAGUGUUGGCUGGCAAUGGGAGGCCAUAAGUGUUGUUACCCAAACUAUAGUUCGCUGUCGAACCAGAGGAAGUCAGAGAGGGGAUAUAUGGUUGAAUUUCAUCGGACCGGAUAGAAGCAGCAAGAAGAAAAUUGCUUACUCUCUUGCCGAGAUACUAUAUGGAAGCCGGGAGAAUGUUAUUUGUGUUGAUUUGAGCUCAGAAACUAGAAUGAUCCAUUCAGAAUCAAUCACUUGUGAUGUAAAAUUUAGAGGCAAGAGUGUUGUUGAUUGUAUUGCUGGGGAAAUGUGCAAGAAGCCUUUGGCAGUUGUCUUCCUUGAAAAUAUUCACAAGUCUGAUGUACUGGUUCGAAAUAGUUUAUUGCAGGCUAUCUCAACUGGUAAAUUUUCUGACUCCUAUGGAAGAGAAGUUAGCACAAGUAACAAAAUCUUCUUGACAACUUCAGCAGUCUCAAAGCAGCAUCAUAUCCAGAUUUCUACUAAGGACUCAUCCAAAUAUUCUGAGGAAAGAAUCUCAAAUGUAAAAGGUCGGCCACUGAGGAUUAUGAUUGAAGGUGCUUCUAAAGAUAGUGGAGCAAGCCAAAGCAGGAUACUACCUGACACCAAUUCAAAUUCAAUAGUUAACAAAAGGAAGUUGAUUGGUGUCAGUGAACCUCUGCAGCAGCGUGAUAGCUCAGAAACAGUGAAACGAGCACACAAGACAUCCUCGGCGCAUCUUGAUCUCAACCUUCCUGCUGAGGAAAAUGAACUGCAGCAACUAACAAAUGAAGGAAGCUCUGAAAAUGACUACGUUUCUGAGAACUCUGAUGCUUGGUUACUAGAUUUCAUUGACCAGGUUGAUGAAACAGUGGUUUUCAAGCCGGUCGAUUUCAAUUUACUUGCUGAGAAAAUCUUCACUGAGAUAAAAGAUAGCUUCCAAAGAACUGUUCACUCCAAGUGUAUCCUAGAUAUUGAGUCUAAUGUCAUGGAACAAUUACUUGCAGCUACAUAUUUAUCAGAUGGGUUCAAAGUGGUGCAAGAUUGGGUGAAUCAAGUCCUAAGUAGGGGAUUUUCAGAACUUCAGAAGAGAAACAACAACCUUACAGUUCAUUCUGUUGUGAAGUUAGUUACUUGUGAGGGCCUCAGCUUGGAGGAGCAAAACAAAACAAAUUACCUUCCACCUAGUAUCAUCAUAAAUUGAUGCAAUAGAUACAUCAAGAAAACAAGCUUCAUUUUUAUUUGUUUUGUAAUUAUAGAGUAUAUAGUGUCAUAAUAUAGCACUUAGUUUUUAGCUACUUCUCUUCAGGCUCUGUUAAUCCCCAUAAAUGAUUGGGUUUAUUAUGCUCUUUGUGUAUGAUAAUGUAAUUUGCAGCUAGGGCCUGUGUGAUUUUUAUCCCUUUUAUGUACUAAAUAAGUUGAAGUUGUUAAUGUUUUAUUUUUCUUUCUGUAGUC
Cannabis sativa is the source of this 3777-nucleotide messenger RNA. RefSeq names its product protein SMAX1-LIKE 8. The coding region runs from base 251 to 3526 and encodes 1091 amino acids. The transcript has 3 exons. Gene Ontology annotation, molecular function: ATP hydrolysis activity; ATP binding. NCBI's taxonomy places the organism in Eukaryota, Viridiplantae, Streptophyta, Magnoliopsida, Rosales, Cannabaceae. The record is from RefSeq and is a predicted model, not a curated record.